ACCUAUAAUUAUAAGGUGAUGGGAGAAAUAGAACGCAAACCACCAACUGAGGUCAUAAUCGAAGCUUCCAUCAUCAAUACUAGCCCAGAGAAGAAACACAGCUUUUCGAUCAACAAUGCUGCGGAGCCAUAUCCAUCUUCCAUCUUAACAAGGCUCCAUGCUGGGUAUUUUAGGAUAAGCCUUUCAGUUGGUGGCCAAGCUAUGUUAUGGAAGAUUCUGACUGAACCAAAUGGUACUGUAUCUCAAGAUGUCUGGCAACUAUUCCUCAAAGUCCCAUCUUCAGUUUGCUUGGUCCUAUGGUGCCUUGCGAUUUUAACACAAAUUUCACUGUCCUUUGUUUACAUCCUCAGAUGUUUCUUUCACUUUCACUUGGUGAAGGCAGAGUUCGUGCACCAUAUAGGAGUAAACUACUUUUAUGCUCCUUGGAUUUCAUGGCUUAUCUUGCUCCAAUCUGCACCAACACUUUUUCCAAACACUAGUAUUUACUAUCUGGUCCUCUGUUGGAUCUUUAUUGUUCCCUUGGCAAUGCUUGAUAUUAAAAUCUAUGGACAGUGGUUUACAACAGAGAAACGGUUUCUAUCAAUAAUGGCAAAUCCAACUAGCCAGAUAUCGGUGAUAGGGAACUUUGUAGCUGCUCGAGCUGCAGCAAAGAUGGGGUGGAAAGAGAGUGCAAUUUGUAUGUGGUCACUUGGUGUGGUGCACUAUUUAGUUCUCUUUGUCACACUCUAUCAGCGCUUAUCAGGUGGCAAUUCCCUUCCUCUGAUAUUAAGGCCAACGUUUUUCCUGUUCAUUGCAGCACCGAGCAUGGCAAGUUUAGCUUGGAACUCGAUUACAGGAGCUUUUGACACCACAUCUAAGAUGCUGUUUUUCUUCUCUGUAUUCCUCUUCAUGUCUCUGGCUUGCAGGCCAUCUCUUUUCAAGAAAUCUAUGAGGAAAUUCAAUGUUGCAUGGUGGGCUUACUCGUUCCCGUUAACCUUCCUUGCCAUGGCUGCUGCUGAAUACGCACAAGAGGUGAAAGGUCAUGUAGCAACUGUAUUAAUGCUUGUGUUAUCAGCACUGUCAGUUCUGGUUUUUCUUGGCUUAAUGAUGCUUGCAGCUGUCAACACUGACCAGCUGUUAGGUAAAACUGAUCCCAUAGUGAGUUUUUCCGAUAAUCAGAAAUCAAGUACUUGAGCCAGAGAA
Molecule: messenger RNA, 1182 nt
Organism: Durio zibethinus
Lineage: Eukaryota; Viridiplantae; Streptophyta; Magnoliopsida; Malvales; Malvaceae
Product: S-type anion channel SLAH4-like
Biological process (GO): intracellular monoatomic ion homeostasis; transmembrane transport
Cellular component (GO): membrane
Molecular function (GO): voltage-gated monoatomic anion channel activity
Source: RefSeq, a predicted model, not a curated record